AUGAGGCCUGUGGUGAUGUGCCAACAUCAGUGGUAUUGCUACUCUGAGGUCACACCUGUUGCAUUAGUGGGAGUAACUCCAAAAGCUUUUCUUCUCCUCAAUCCUCCAUGGUCCACAAACUUCAAAAACAACAGAGUGACUCUCACAUGCAGGGAUUCCCUUUCUCCAGCCCAAGGAGACAUAUCUUGGUAUCAUAAUGAUCAUUUGUUGGAUAAUAAAUAUGAAGAGAUCCAAAUACACGAGACUGGAUAUUACAAAUGCAAGACUCGAAGAUCUUCUCCCAGUGACCCCGUACAUAUGGAUUUUUUAUCUGAAAGACUGAUCAUUCAGGCUCCACACCCUGUCUUUGAAGGAGAUGAUGUUGUUCUGAGAUGCCAGGGGAGAGAAGCAACAAGUGAAACAGUUUUUUACAAAAAUGGAAAAAAAAUUAGUAAGAGCUAUACAUCAAACUUCACACUAAAUUCAGUCUCCAGGGACAAUGGCAAAUAUCAUUGUACUGCUUCUAGAAAAGCCUUUUGGGGAAACACAAGGAAAGAAAUUUCAAAACCUCUAACAAUUCAAGUUCAAGAGCUGUUUCCCCCUCCUGUGCUGACAGCCAGACCCUCCCAGCCCAUAGAGGGGAGACCAGUGACCCUGAAAUGUGAGACUUGGCUCCCUCCACAGCGGUCAUACAUUCAGCUUCAAUUCUGCUUCUUCAGAGAAGACCAGGCCUUGGGAUCAGGCUGGAGCAGCUCCCCAGAGCUCUAUUUACCUACCAUGUGGAGUGAAGACUCAAGCUCUUACUGGUGCCAGGCAGAGACAGUGACUCACCGUGUCAGGAAAAGAAGCUUGAGAUCCCAGAUACAUGUGCAGAGAGUCCCUGUGUCUGCUGUAAAUCUAGAGAUCCAGCCCCCCGAGGGGCAGCUGAUUGAAGGAGAAAAUCUGCUCCUUAUCUGCUCAGUAGCCAAGGGUACAGGGACUGUCACAUUCUCCUGGCACAGAGAGGGCACAGUGAGAAGUUUGGGAACAAAGACCCAGCGUUCCUUGUCGGCAGAGCUGCAGAUACUCACUGUGAAGGAGCGUGAUGCUGGGAGAUACUACUGUGCAGCUGACAACAUUCACGGUCCCAUCCUCAGUGAACUGAUCAGAGUCACACUGAGAAUUCCAGUGUCUCGCCCUGUCCUCACCCUCAGGGCUCCUGGGGCCCAGGCUGUGGUGGGGGACAUGAUGGAGCUUCACUGUGAGGCCCAGAGAGGCUCUCCCCCGAUCCUGUACCGAUUUUAUCAUGAGGAUGUCAGCCUGGGGAGCAGCUCAGCUUCCUCUGGAGGAGGAGUGUCUUUCAACCUCUCUCUGACUGCAGAACAUUUUGGAAACUACUCCUGUGAGGCUGACAAUGGCCUCGGGGUCCAGCUCAGUGACAGAGUGACUCUCAAUGUCACAGUUCCAGUGUCUCAUCCUGUCUUCACCUUCCACCCUGCUGGGGCCCAGGCUAUGGUGGGAGAUGUGUUAGAGCUUCGCUGUGAGGCCCAAAGAGGCUCUCCCCCGAUCUUGUACUGGUUUUACCACAAGAAUGUCACCCUGGGGAGCAUCUCGGGCCCCUUUGGAGGAGGAGCAUCCUUCAACCUCACUCUGAUGGCAGAGCAUUCUGGGAACUACUUUUGUGGGGCUGACAACGGCCUGGGGGUCCAGCGCAGUGAGAUGGCGACACUCAGCGUCACAGAUGGAUCUCUUCACUUAGGGCCUUCCAGUAACAAAACAACACUUAUCACCGAGGGGGUCACUGCAGGGCUGCUAAGCAUCCUUGGCCUUGCUGCUGCUGCUGCUCUGGUGUGUUACUUCAGGAUCCAAAGGAAUUCAGGAGGACUUUCCACCACUGGAACACCUAGUUACAGUCCCAGGGAGUUUCAGGAACCUUCUAGAACCUCCAACACAGACCCCCAAGAGCCCACUUACUCUGAACCACCAGACCCAAUGGAACUGCAGCCAGUGCACAGCAAUGUGGAUCUUGGUGAGAGCAACCUGGUUUAUUCCCAGAUCUGGAGUAUCCAAGAUACAAAAGAAAAUUCAGCAAAUUCACCAAAGAAACACUGGGAGGAUAAGGAGCCUGCAGUCAUCUAUUCAGAGUUGAAGAAGGCACAUCUAGAUGAUUCUGCAGGGCUGGCCAUCAAUCAAGACAGGGAUCCUGAAGAUGCUGCAGAAAACUAUGAGAAUGUCCCUUGUGCAUUGUCAGCCGUAGACCACUAG
Messenger RNA from Mesoplodon densirostris (Blainville's beaked whale), 2223 nucleotides. RefSeq names its product Fc receptor-like protein 3. Gene Ontology annotation, molecular function: transmembrane signaling receptor activity. The record is from RefSeq and is a predicted model, not a curated record. Gene Ontology annotation, biological process: cell surface receptor signaling pathway. NCBI's taxonomy places the organism in Eukaryota, Metazoa, Chordata, Mammalia, Artiodactyla, Ziphiidae.